Malus domestica (apple) is the source of this 2387-nucleotide messenger RNA. RefSeq names its product probable linoleate 9S-lipoxygenase 5. NCBI's taxonomy places the organism in Eukaryota, Viridiplantae, Streptophyta, Magnoliopsida, Rosales, Rosaceae. Gene Ontology annotation, molecular function: oxidoreductase activity, acting on single donors with incorporation of molecular oxygen, incorporation of two atoms of oxygen; metal ion binding; protein binding. Gene Ontology annotation, biological process: lipid oxidation. The record is from RefSeq and is marked provisional.
ACAAUGGAUUGAAGGGGAAUCUUGGAAAACAAGCAUAUCUGGAAGACUGGAUUACCACAAUUACACCGUUAACAGCAGGAGAGUCUGCAUUCAAGGUUACCUUUGACUGGGAAGAGGAAGUAGGAGUCCCAGGAGCAUUCAUAAUACAAAACAAUCAUCAUAGUGAGUUCUUCCUCAAGACUGUCACACUCGAUAAUGUCCCCGAUGAGGGCCGUGUCCACUUUGUUUGCAAUUCAUGGGUUUACCCGGCCGAAAAAUACACCAAAGACCGUGUUUUCUUCGCUAACAAGACUUAUCUUCCAAGCGAAGUACCAUUGCCGUUGCGCAAAUACAUAGAAGAAGAACUAGUAGAAUUAAGAGGAGAUGGAAAAGGAAAGCUCGAAGAGUGGGAUAGAGUCUAUGACUAUGCUUACUACAAUGAUCUGGGAGAUCCUGAUAAGGGUUCGGAAUAUGUCCGCCCAAUUAUGGGAGGGUCUACUGAGUACCCUUACCCUCGCAGGGGCAGAACUGGCCGACCACCAAAAGAGACGGAUCCUAACACCGAGAGUAGGUUACCGAUUGUUUCAAGCUUAAGCAUAUAUGUGCCAAGGGAUGAACGGUUUGGACACUUGAAGAUGUCCGACUUCCUUGCAUAUGCACUGAAAUCUAUAGCUCAGUUUAUUAGACCAGAGAUAGAAGCCUUGUUUGAUAAAACUCCUAACGAGUUUGACAGCUUCAAAGAUGUGCUUCAACUCUACGAAGGAGGAAUUCCGUUGCCUGAAGGUUUAUUCAAGGAAAUCGGUGACAGCAUACCUGCGGAAAUGCUCAAGGAAAUUUUCCGAACUGAUGGUGCACAGUUCCUCCGAUUCCCAAUGCCUGAAGUGAUCAAAGUGGACAAGACUGCUUGGAGGACUGAUGAAGAAUUUGCCAGAGAAAUGCUGGCUGGAGUGAAUCCUGUCAACAUUCGCCUUCUUCAAGAAUUCCCGCCAGCAAGCAAGCUAGACCCAAAAGUUUACGGUGAUCAAACCAGUACAAUAACCGAACAACAUAUAAGGAAUAACUUGGAUGGACUAACAGUGGAUGAGGCACUCAAGAACAAAAAGCUAUUCAUAUUAGAUCAUCACGAUGCAUUGAUGCCGUACCUGAGGAGGAUAAACUCAACUUCCAACAAGAUCUAUGGUAGCAGAACUCUCCUGUUCUUGAAAAGUGAUGGAACUUUGAAGAUAUUAGUGAUCGAAUUAAGCUUGCCUCAUCCCGACGGAGAUCAAUAUGGUUGCAUUAGUAAUGUUUACACACCAGCUGAACAAGGUGUAGAAAGCUCCAUAUGGCAACUGGCUAAAGCUUAUGUGGCCGUAAACGACUCUGGAAAUCAUCAACUUAUCAGUCACUGGUUAAACACCCAUGCGGUGAUUGAGCCGGUUAUAAUAGCUGCGAAUAGGCAGCUAAGCGUGGUUCAUCCAAUUUACAAACUUCUGCAGCCUCAUUUCCGCGAUACCAUGUACAUCAAUGCAAUUGGCAGGGGAAUCCUCCUUAAUGCUCGCGGAGUUAUAGAGUCGACAGUUUUUCCAGCUAGGUAUGCCUUGGGGUUGUCAUCAGCUGUUUAUAAAGAUUGGAUUUUUCCUGAGCAAGCUCUCCCUGCAGAUCUCAUCAAGAGAGGCGUGGCAGUCAAGGAUGAAAAUUCUCCACACGGUCUUCGCCUACUGAUAGAGGAUUAUCCAUAUGCUGUUGAUGGGAUUGAAAUCUGGUUUGCAAUAAAAACUUGGGUCGAAGACUAUUGCGCUUUCUACUACAAGACCAAUGAAAUAAUUCAGACAGACGUCGAGCUCCAAUCCUGGUGGAAGGAGCUCGUAGAGGAGGGUCAUGGGGACAUAAAAGAUGAGCCCUGGUGGCCUAAAAUGCAGACUUUUGAAGAGCUAGUUGAAACUUGCACUAUCCUCAUAUGGACUGCUUCUGCUCUUCAUGCAGCCCUCAACUUCGGACAGUUCUCUUACGCAGGAUACCUUCCCAACCGCCCAACCAUAAGCCGAAAAUUCAUGCCUGAGAAGGGAACUCCUGAAUACGAAGAGCUGGAGGCCAGCCCUGAUACCGUUUUCUUGAAAACAAUUACUGCUCAGCUGCAGACUGUACUUGGUAUUGCCACCAUUGAGAUUUUGUCAAGGCAUUCCACUGAUGAAGUGUAUUUAGGGCAGAGAGACACUCCUGACUGGACAUCGGACACAGCUGCAUUGGAAGCUUUCGAUAAAUUCGGAAAGAAACUGGCUGAAAUCGAGGAUCGAAUUACAAGUAUGAACAAUGAUGAGAAACUGAAGAACCGAGUUGGAUCAGUCAAGAUUCCGUACACUUUGCUCUUUCCUACUAGUGAAGGUGGAAUUACUGGCAAGGGAAUUCCCAACAGCGUCUCUAUCUAA